Tachysurus fulvidraco (yellow catfish) is the source of this 1502-nucleotide messenger RNA. RefSeq names its product class I histocompatibility antigen, F10 alpha chain-like. Bases 126 to 1325 code for a protein of 399 amino acids. The record is from RefSeq and is a predicted model, not a curated record. Lineage: Eukaryota; Metazoa; Chordata; Actinopteri; Siluriformes; Bagridae. Gene Ontology annotation, biological process: immune response. The transcript is spliced from 8 exons. Gene Ontology annotation, cellular component: external side of plasma membrane.
AGCAUUCCCAUAGCGUCAGCACUGACGCAGCGUCGAGUUCCCUCGAAAGGGAACAUAAGCACUGAGAAUGUAAAAGAAAAAGAGAAAAACAGCAAAAUAUUUUGUUUUUGGUUUGUUUUUUUGCAAUGGUUCACUGCUCUUUAAUCAGUGUUCUGCUCUGGAAUUCAUUUUCUCUUCAUCUGUCUUAUGGAGUCGCACACACACUGCAGUACAUUCACACUGCAGUCACACCAGGAAUAAAUUUACCAGAAUACACUGAUGUUGGUCUGGUUGAUGGAGAGCCAUUUGUGUACUAUGACAGUAACAUAAGGAAAUACAUCCCAAAAACUGAGUGGAUAAAGAAGAUCACUGAUGAUGAUCCAGACUACUGGAGCAGUGGGACACAGAAUCAGAAUUAUGCACAGAAGAUCUACAAAGAUGAUGUGAUUACACUAAUGAGGCGCUUUAAUCAGACUGAAGGGGUUCACACACUACAGAGGAUGUAUGGAUGUGAGCUCCAUGAUGGGACUGUUAGAGGUUAUGAGCAGUUAGCUUAUGAUGGAGAAGAUUUCAUUAGUCUGGAUCUAGAACAUGUCACCUGGACUGCAGUUAAACCUCAGGCUCUUAUCACCAAAAAUAAACUGAAUACUGCAGGAGCUGCUCCUUUUGAAAAAUUAUAUCUGGAGAACAUCUGUAUUAAGUGGUUACAGAAGUAUGUGACCUAUGGCAGACAGACUCUGGAGAGGAAAGCUCGUCCUGAGGUAUCCGUCUUCCACAAACACUCGUCUACAGAUGUGGUGUGUCAUGCUACAGGUUUCUACCCUGAAGAAGUAAUGAUCACCUGGCAGAGGGAUGGAGAGGUCAUGCAUGAGAAUGUGGAGCUCAGAGAGACGUUACCAAACCAGGAUGGAAGCUUCCAGAAGAGAAGCAUACUGAGAGUCUCACCUGAGGAUCUGCAGAAACACAACUACACCUGUGUGGUUCAGCACAGCAGCCUGGACAAGGAGAUAGUGAAGAUCAUCCUGAGAGAUGGAUUAUCUGCUGCACUGCGUAUUGGUUUUCUUGCUGCAGUCUUGGUAUUUGUUGCUUUUGUUGGAUUUCUCAUCUGGAAGAUAAAAUCUGACUUCAAACAAGUUCCACAAAACAUGAGCCCCUCUGAAGAAAAAACACGACAAGAAAUCUUACUAUCUUCUGAACUGAGAGAGAGUCCAGACAACAUAGUGAACUCUACAGGGCUACCAGUAAUGUGCUUUUUUAGGACAUAUACACCAAUCUGCCCAUGUUACUCUCUGUGUUUCUUCUCAGUUUAUAAAACAAAGCUUCUGAAACUUUUACAUUUAUAUUGAAAAGUGAAACUCACAAAAACACACAGAUUAUUAAAAAUUAUAACAAUGGAAAACUGAAAGCUGCUAAAUAUGAAUUCAAUUUAAAUCAAAUCAAAUCAAAUUUUAUUUGUCACAUACACAUACAUUCAGGGUACAAUAUGCUUUAUGCAACUGUCCGGUAUAAGAAUAAAGAAUAUA